AUGGUUCCAGGUGCAGCGGCGGGCUACGUCGUCGCCAGCCCUUCCAAGGCCAACCCGAACUACUUCUAUACAUGGUCAAGAGACUCGGCUUUAACAUUGAAGAUGAUUGUUGACGAAUUCCUUUUCGGCGAUACCUCUGUCCAACAAUACAUUGAGGAUUAUAUUCAUGCACAGGCUGUCCUCCAGACGGUAUCCAAUCCGUCAGGAACCUUGCUGCCAGCAGGGACUGGUCUUGGGGAGCCAAAGUUCAACGUCGACGGCACUCGUUUCAACGGCAACUGGGGUCGCCCCCAGCGAGAUGGACCGGCACUCCGAGCCAUUGCUAUCAUCACAUACUCGAACUGGCUCAUCGAGCAAGGAGAGACAGACAGAGUGAAGACCGUUAUCUGGCCUAUCAUCUCCAAUGAUUUGUCUUAUGUCGGACAAUAUUGGAACUCUACCGGCUUCGAUCUUUGGGAAGAGGUAUCAGGCUCAAGCUUCUUCACAACCCAGAACCAGUACCGCUCAUUGAUCGAAGGCGCAGUUCUAGCGGAGAAACUUGGUGUCACUUGCACUGGGUGCGAUGAGGCACCUCAAGUCCUAUGUUUCCUACAGACAUAUUGGAAUGGGGAAUACUUUAUUGCCAACAUCAACACCAAUACUCAAAGGUCUGGCAUUGAUGCGAACACAGUCCUUGGCGCUAUCUCUGUCUUCGACGUAGAUGCUGCCUGUGACAACCCGUCUAUCCAGCCUUGCCACAGCCGUGCCUUAUCAAACUUCAAGGCAUUCGUCGACACCUUCCGCAAUAGUAGUCUAUACCCCAUCAACGCCGGCAUCAACUCAACCAGCGGUGUUGCUCUUGGACGAUAUGCCGAGGAUGUCUACUACAAUGGCAACCCCUGGUAUCUCAUCACUCUUUGUGCAGCUGAGUUUCUGUAUGACGCCGUUGCGCAGUGGGAUAAGCAGCGCUUCAUCACCGUGGACUCCACCUCUCUUGCUUUUUUCCAAGACCUGUAUCCGGAAGCCAAGGCCCAGACAUAUAAGCGGUGCCACAAGACCGACCCAUACCGACAGAUCCUCAACGCUGCUACCGCUUACGCCGACUCCUUCGUGGCAGUGGCCCAGCGCUACACGCCAGCCAACGGCUCUCUGUCAGAGCAGUUCAACAAGAACCCUCCAGGGGAACCCCUCUCCGCGUACGACUUGACAUGGUCCUACGCUGCAUUCGUAACCAUGGCAGAGCGCCGCGCGGGCCAAUAUCCACCGGGCUGGACCGCGAGCGUCGUUGAGCCACCUACGAAGUGCGAGGCUUCGUCCACACGGGGCACGUACUCCCCGGCUGUGGCAGCGGGCGCGCCUAACGUCACAUCGACGUGCACGAGCAACGUACUCUUCAUCGUUAACGCGACGACGUACUACGGCGAGAACAUCUAUGUCACCGGCAACACUACUGACCUGGGCUCGUGGAACCUCGACAACUCCCAGCCGCUGCUGGCAAGCAACUACACGUCUGAGAGACCGGAGUGGUACGUCCAGCUGGCCAUGACGGCGGGCGAGACGGUCACGUACUCGUAUGUGCGCCAGGAGGACUGCGGACAGCCGUACAUCUGGGAGACGGUGAACCGAACUCUCACGGUACCUGAAUGUACGGAUGAAAGCGGCACCGACACGACACCGCAGCUAACGACGGACGAUGCAUGGACAGGACCGUUGGGAUCAAGCGGUGGAUGUUAA
Phaeoacremonium minimum UCRPA7 is the source of this 1713-nucleotide messenger RNA. RefSeq names its product putative glucoamylase p protein. Gene Ontology annotation, molecular function: starch binding; glucan 1,4-alpha-glucosidase activity. The record is from RefSeq and is a predicted model, not a curated record. Gene Ontology annotation, cellular component: fungal-type vacuole. NCBI's taxonomy places the organism in Eukaryota, Fungi, Ascomycota, Sordariomycetes, Togniniales, Togniniaceae. Bases 1 to 1713 code for a protein of 570 amino acids. The transcript is spliced from 3 exons. Gene Ontology annotation, biological process: polysaccharide catabolic process.